Messenger RNA from Oryza brachyantha (malo sina), 1279 nucleotides. Its product is annotated as GDSL esterase/lipase At2g42990-like. The record is from RefSeq and is a predicted model, not a curated record. NCBI's taxonomy places the organism in Eukaryota, Viridiplantae, Streptophyta, Magnoliopsida, Poales, Poaceae. The coding region runs from base 1 to 1047 and encodes 348 amino acids. The transcript has 3 exons. Gene Ontology annotation, molecular function: hydrolase activity, acting on ester bonds.
AUGCUGGCGGCGGAGCUGCUCGGCCUCCUGCUUCUGGUGCAAAUGUUGCUGUGGCCCGCCGCGGUGAGGGCGCGGGUGACGGCGCUGAUCGUGUUCGGCGACUCGACGGUGGACACCGGCAACAACAACGCGGUGCCGACGGUGGUGAGGAGCAACUUCCCGCCUUACGGCCGCGACUUCCCGGGCCGCCGCGCCACGGGGCGGUUCUGCAACGGCCGCCUCGCCACCGACUUCUACUCCGAGGCGUACGGCCUCCGCCCCUUCGUCCCGGCCUACCUCGACCCGGACUACGGCAUCCGGGACUUCGCCUCGGGCGUCUGCUUCGCCUCCGCUGGCUCCGGCCUCGACGUCGCUACCGCCGGCGUCUUUUCCGUGAUCCCGCUGUGGAAGCAAGUGGACUACUUCCGGGAGUACAAGCGGCGGCUGGCGGCGCACCUCGGCGCGGCGGAGGCGGCGGCGGUGGUGUCGGACGCGGUUUACGCCAUCAGCGUGGGCACCAACGACUUCAUCGAGAACUACUUCGCCGGCACGACGCGGCGGUUCACGCAGUUCAGCGUGGGCGAGUACACCGACUUCCUGGUGGGCCUCGCCCGGAGCCUCCUGGUGGAGCUGUACGGCCUCGGCGCCCGCAAGGUCGCCUUCACGGGGCUCGCCGCGGCCGGGUGCCUGCCGCUGGAGCGCGCCCGCCGCAUGAUGCUCUGCGCCGAGGAGUACAACGCCGCGGCCAGGGCCUUCAACGCGGCGCUCUGCGGCAUGGUCGCCGAGCUCUCCGACGACCUCCCCGGUGCCCAGCUCCGCUUCGCCGACGUCUACGACUUCUUCGCCGACAUCCUCGGCGACCCGACACGAUACGGGUUCGUGAAGGCGGAGGUGGGGUGCUGCGGGACGGGGACGUACGAGAUGGGGUACACGUGCAGCGCGUGGGACGUGCGGACGUGCAGGGACGCGAGCAGGUACGUGUUCUGGGACGCCGUGCACCCCACCGAGCGGGCCAACCGGAUCAUCGCCGAAUACCUCUUCAACACCACCUUUGCCGACUUCCUCUGAUAUGAUGGAUGGAUGGAUGGAUAUGAUGAUCCAGAUCGACCCACGCGCGUCUAUCGAUCUACUGCUACUUACAUGUAAUUUAUUUUAGUUUGAGGGGUACGAGCUGGUUAACUAGGACUAGGAACAUAUAUUGGAUUGGUAUUUUCUAUUUUGGAAAACCCAGUAGCAUUGCUAUGACAUUUAUCGAUGGAGCUGAUGUGGUCCGGCACUGGUAAAGUGAUUAACUACCGUA